Messenger RNA from Myotis daubentonii (Daubenton's bat), 1445 nucleotides. RefSeq names its product C-type lectin domain containing 10A (gene CLEC10A). The record is from RefSeq and is a predicted model, not a curated record. Lineage: Eukaryota; Metazoa; Chordata; Mammalia; Chiroptera; Vespertilionidae.
CACCCCAAACACACAGUCUCAGCCUGUGAUCUGAUUCUUAUUUACUGCCCAAAGUCAAGGAAAUGAGAGAUCCCAGGUUAUAGACUCCUGGGCUUUCAGACACAGAGACCAGCAGGACUCCAGUCAUUUAUUCGACUCCUCCCUCAGGCACCUCUACCCCCACGCUCCAGGAUUUUACUUUAUUCAGCUCUGCUCAUUGCUGCGUGGCAAACCCAAGAAUCACAGCCUCCAGACUUUGCACAGAGUUGGUCCAAGGAUGUCAGUGAAGUAUGAAGACCUCCAGUCCUUGGAGAGUGAGAAGAAAAGCCAGGGUUCUAGAAAUGGGCUGCCUCCUCCCCCAGCCUUCCUGCAGCAUCUCUGCUCUGGCCCCUGGCCCCUUCUGCUCUCUCUGGGCCUCAUCCUUCUCCUCAUGAUUGGCAUCUGCGUGAUUGGAUCCAAAAAUGCCAAGAUUCAGAGUGAUGUGGAGACCCUGAGAGCAACUUUCAGCAACUUCACUUCCAACACGAUGGCUGAGGUCCAGGCACUGCACUCCCAGGGUGGCAGUUUGCAAGCAACAAUAACAUCUCUGAAAGCUGUGGUGGAAAACCAGGAGCAGGAACUGCAAGCAGCCCGUAGCCUGAAUGACAAGGUGUUUUCUCUGGAGAGCAAGCUGGAGAGAGAGCAGCAGGAAUUCAAAGCAGGUCUUUCUGAAAUGCUCCAGGAAGUCCAGCAACUCGUCAAAGGCCUGAACUCCCUGAAUUGUCAGAUGGCUGCGCUCAAGAGCAAUGACUCUCAAAAUACCUGCUGUCCCACUAACUGGCUGAAGCAUGAAGGCAGCUGCUACUGGGUCUCUGGUACUGGGAAGCCUUGGCCCGAAGCCGAGAGGUACUGCCAGCUGCAGAACGCCCACCUGGUCGUCAUCAACUCCAGAGAGGAGCAGAUUUUUGUCCAGAAGCACAUAGGCUCCUCAUACACCUGGAUGGGCCUCAGUGAUCCUGAAGGAGCCUGGAAAUGGGUGGAUGGAACAGACUAUGAGACCAACUUCAAGAACUGGAAGCCGGGCCAGCCAGACGACUGGCAGGGGCACGGGCUGGGUGGAGGUGAGGACUGUGCCCACUUCCACCCGGAUGGCAAAUGGAAUGACGACGUCUGCCAGAGACUCUACCACUGGAUCUGUGAGGCCAGCAUUAGCAGGUCCAGAUAGGAGUGUCUUAGAGCUGCUUCCUGUGGACCAUCGAGCCAUGGACAUGGCAGGGAUGGGGACGGGAUUGUUCUCCAGACACCCCUGACAAGAUCUCUGUGGGAGAGAAAUAAGCCCCGGGAGAUUGGAGCACUGCCAUCAUUUUGAACUUUUUUCUCCUUAACUUUCAAAGAUUGUAUAGAGUUCCUAAGGUGUUUUUAAAAAUUAAAUUUCAGCUUGAUUGAAGUAUAAUUGACAUAUAAAACUUUAAGUUACUUAAAGUAUA